UUGCAAUAGGGUUUAACACCCCUCAAACCAAAACGACGCGAACGAUAUCUAGGGUUAGGCUCACCUCUUUCGUUCCGGAGAGCCCUUCUCUUUCUACCCCCGCCUCCGAUUUCAAAAGCCAUGGAAUCACCCAUUAACGACCCCGCCGUUGACGGAGAAACCAACGAUGUGAGGUCCUUAGGCCACAGAGAAGAAGAGGAGGAUAAGUCUCAGCCUCUUACUGGCGAUGGGGCAAGUCCCGGAAAGAUAUUUAUAGGUGGUUUAGCGAGAGAAACGACAAUUGCUCAAUUUGUCAAGCACUUUGGUAAAUAUGGUGAGAUUACAGAUUCCGUAAUAAUGAAAGACCGGAAGACUGGGCAACCACGUGGAUUUGGUUUUAUAACUUAUGCAGAUCCCUCUGUGGUUGAUAAGGUCAUCGAGGAUACUCAUGUUAUCAACGGCAAACAAGUGGAAAUUAAGCGUACAAUACCAAGAGGAGCUGUUGGCUCUAGGGAUUUCAGGACAAAGAAAAUUUUUGUGGGUGGAAUUCCCUCGACUGUGACUGAAGACGAGUUCAGGGACUUCUUUACACACUAUGGAGAGGUCAAAGAUCACCAAAUAAUGCGAGAUCAUUCCACCAACCGCUCUCGUGGCUUUGGGUUUAUUACUUUCGACUCUGAGGAAGCUGUUGAAGAUCUCCUGUCUAAGGGGAACAAAAUAGAGUUUGCUGGGGCUCAGGUGGAAAUCAAAAAGGCUGAGCCAAAGAAACCAAACCCACCACCGGCCCCCUCCAAGCGCUAUAGCGACUCAAGAUCUUCAUUUAGUGGUGGGUAUGGGGAUGCUUAUGAUGGAUUUGGUGGCGGCGGCUUUGGUGUUGGGGGAUAUAGGGCAGGUGGUGUCUAUGGUGGUAGGGGCGGUCCUUAUGGUGGCUAUGGUGGUGAAUUUGGUGGGUAUGGAGGAUAUGCUGGGGCCAUGGGGCCUUACAGAGAUCCCUCCCUUGGGUACUCUAGUCGAUAUGGGGGUGGGUUUAGCAGAGGUUACGAUCUUGGAGGAUAUGGUGGACCUAGUGAGGGUUAUGGGGGAUACGGUGGUGUUGGUUCUUCAGGUGGUGCCUAUGGAAGUGGCUAUGAUGCUAGCCUGGGGGGCGGAUAUGGUGGUGGCAGUGGCAGUGGCAGUAGCGUUGGAGGUUCCUUUUAUGGGAGUAGAGGUGGAUAUGGUGGUGCAGGGUCUGGUCGAUAUCAUCCUUACGGGAGAUAGAAGGUUAUGAAGCGAGGAUUUGUAGUCUAGGACUAAAUGUCAUGUUUAGCAGGAAAGGAAGUUUGUAUUUUGUUGUGUUUGGUUCUUUAAUUUGUCAGGUUACAUAAUUUGAUUAAAAAAAUUCAGUUGUCCAUGACACUUUCUUUGAACACCCAUGAUUAGCACGCUCUUCCUGGGCAAGCUUUACAUGACCAAACAAUCUCUUUCCCCCUUGGGUCCUCUUUUGAACCUGGUGGUUGUACUCAAAUUUAUUCAUCAUAAUCAUUUGUUGUAUCAAAUGUAA
Molecule: messenger RNA, 1519 nt
Organism: Prosopis cineraria
Lineage: Eukaryota; Viridiplantae; Streptophyta; Magnoliopsida; Fabales; Fabaceae
Product: heterogeneous nuclear ribonucleoprotein 1
Exons: 6
Coding region: 121-1236 (371 amino acids)
Biological process (GO): regulation of gene expression
Cellular component (GO): nucleoplasm
Molecular function (GO): RNA binding
Source: RefSeq, a predicted model, not a curated record